Molecule: messenger RNA, 764 nt
Organism: Vigna unguiculata (cowpea)
Lineage: Eukaryota; Viridiplantae; Streptophyta; Magnoliopsida; Fabales; Fabaceae
Product: copper transporter 5.1-like
Biological process (GO): copper ion transmembrane transport
Cellular component (GO): plasma membrane
Molecular function (GO): copper ion transmembrane transporter activity
Source: RefSeq, a predicted model, not a curated record
GGAUCCAAGGCAAGUAGCUGCAUUGCAUAAGCCUUAUUAAAUUUGUUGUUGUUGUUUGAAUAGUUGAACACUUCAUCUUCUUGCAAACCCUUGAAUUAAAAAAUCGCCGGCGAAGAUGAUGCACAUGACCUUUUACUGGAGCCGGAAGGUCAAUCUCCUGAUCGAUUCCUGGAAGACCCAGGAUUGGACCGAUUAUCUCCUUACCCUUCUUGCAUGUCUGGUCGUUUCCGCUUUCUACCAGUUCAUUGAGAAUCGCAGAAUUCGCCUCAAGCUCAUCGGUGCCGGAAAGCCCUUCCCGGCGGAGAUCCAGACCCCUCUGUUGCAGCGGAAGCUCACCGGAAACGGCGCCAAGUUGGGGGUGAAGGUCGCCGGGGCGUUUCUCUUUGGGCUGAGCUCGGCCAUCGGGUAUUUGUUGAUGUUGUCGGUUAUGUCCUUCAACGGAGGGGUCUUCGUUGCCAUUGUUGUGGGUCUCGCUGUUGGUUACUUUUUCUUCAGAAACGAGGGUGAAGAUUCCAUUAUUGCUGACACUUCUUGCGCCUGUGCUUAAAUUUAGUCACUUUUAAAUCUUUCGAUCUUCUCUGCUGAAUAUCGUACUUGUUGUUUAUUAUUCCCUAUUUUAAUUUAGCCCUAUUGAUUAUGGAUGUGUAAUGAAUUGUAAUUAUUGGUAAUUGUGAUCAUGGGAGGUGGGAACCCUGGAUUGAUUCUAAAGUUUAAUAUAUUUUGUGGCAGCUUUUUAUUCCCAGACAAAUCGGUUGUGAGAAAAA